This is a messenger RNA of Mirounga angustirostris (Northern elephant seal), 945 nucleotides long. It is a transcript of the gene BACC1, whose product is annotated as chromosome unknown C17orf49 homolog. Lineage: Eukaryota; Metazoa; Chordata; Mammalia; Carnivora; Phocidae. The record is from RefSeq and is a predicted model, not a curated record. Bases 163 to 756 code for a protein of 197 amino acids. The transcript is spliced from 6 exons. Gene Ontology annotation, cellular component: NURF complex; MLL1 complex.
CCGCCGGAGCCGCCGCGGCGGGCAGCCAAUCGGCUGCGGGGAGGGGCGGGACUUCCUGCGCGGGGGCCCGAGAGGCUCGGUGGCCCGGCUCCGUGGUCCCCGGCUAGGCGGCGGCGGCGGCGGCGGCGGCGGCGUCUCCUCCGUGGGGAGGCGCGCAGGGCCAUGACGUCAGCGUCCACAAAGGUGGGAGAGAUCUUCUCGGCGGCGGGCGCCGCCUUCACGAAGCUCGGGGAGCUGACGAUGCAGCUGCAUCCCGUGGCCGACUCUUCCCCCGCGGGUGCCAAGUGGACGGAGACGGAGAUAGAGAUGCUGAGGGCUGCGGUGAAGCGGUUUGGGGACGAUCUUAAUCACAUCAGCUGUGUCAUCAAGGAACGGACAGUGGCCCAGAUAAAGGCCACCGUGAAGCGCAAGGUAUACGAAGACUCUGGCAUCCCCCUUCCAGCUGAGUCGCCCAAGAAGGGGCCCAAGAAGAUGCCGUCUGGUGUCCUGUCCCCUCCUCCAGCUGCCCCGCCACCAAGCAGCUCCAGUGUCCCUGAGGCCGGGGGUCCCCCCAUAAAGAAACAGAAGGCUGAUGUGACACUCAGUGCUCUGAACGACUCGGACGCCAACAGUGACCUGGUGGAUAUCGAAGGGCUGGGAGAAACUCCUCCAGCCAAGAAACUCAACUUCGACCAGGACAGCCUGACCCGGGAUUCCGGCCUCCUCGUGACCUCUGCUGACCCUCCCCCGCUCUCUCGCUGCGCCUUCCGCCUCUGACCCCUGUCACUGUUCCCCCUGGACCUGUGGAGCGCCCGGGCCUCCGAGCAGGCCUGCCGAAGAGAAGGUCAAGAGGCUGCCGGGGCCCACACGCCUCGCCGCUCCUGUACGCGCAUCUGCCGCACCCCUCUGACCUCCUGCCGCUGGACUUUUUUAUACAGAAAACAAUAAAGAUUGCCCUCUCCUCCC